Haemonchus placei is the source of this 912-nucleotide messenger RNA. NCBI's taxonomy places the organism in Eukaryota, Metazoa, Nematoda, Chromadorea, Rhabditida, Trichostrongylidae. The record is from the annotation of a GenBank genome assembly.
AUGAACGGACCAACUGGUGCACGACCGUUGGUGGCGCUGCUGGACGGACGAGAUUGCACCAUCGAGAUGCCUUUGCUUAAAGACGUCGCCACAGUAGCUUUUUGUGACGCGCAAUCCACGCAUGAAAUUCACGAAAAAGUGCUGAAUGAGGCUGUCGCUGCUCUUAUGUAUCACUCUAUCAAACUCGAAAAAGAGGAUUUGGAAAAGUUCAAAGCAUUACGGGUGGUGGUGAAAAUUGGCUACGGUUUUGACAACAUUGAUGUGAAAGCGGCCACAGAAUUGGGAAUCGCCGUAUGCCACACGCCUGGAGAUUGCAUAGAAGAAAUAGCUGAUUUCACCAUGUCUCUAAUACUAAAUCUCUACAGACGAACAUAUUGGUUGGCUAAAGCCGUUAGUGAAGGAAAAAAAGUGGUCGGGGCAGAACACGUCCGGGAGGUCGCCGGUGGAAGUAAACGUAUGCGGGGUGAUAUGCUCGGAAUCAUUGGUAUGGGACGUGUUGGAACAGCCGUCGCUCUGCGGGCUCGUUCAUUCGGAAUGAACAUUGCAUUCUAUGAUCCGUUCGUACCCGACGGAUUCGAAAAAGCCCUCGGCGUUGAAAGAGCUCGAGGAGCUCAUCUGGACUAUGUGACAUACUAUAUGGAAGAAGUGAAAACCACCCAAGUCAUGAAGCAAAUACAACACGAAAAAGACGCUAAUUCGCUUUUUUUUGAAUUUUCUGAACAGCUAAAGUGUUAUGCUCUUGACGACUUACUGCUGAAGAGCGAUGCAAUUUCAUUACACUGUUCACUGACGGACGAAACCCGGCACAUCAUCAAUGAGCAGACACUGAAACAAUGUAGGCCGGGUGUAUUCAUCAUCAAUACCAGCCGAGGAGGUCUUGUUGACGAGGUAUUAUCGUCAACUCUCGAGUGA